AACACUAAAGAAUUUAAUAGAGUGUGUGUGUACUAAUAUGUAACAUGCUAAGGUAGGAAGUAACAACCAAAGUUAACGCAAAAUGACGACAGUAGAUAAACCAGCAACUUCUCAAGACUGCAUUUCCAGUUGUCAAUAAUCAGUGCAGUGCCAGUAGUGUGUGUAAAUCACCAUGGCUUCAUCGGGCCGGCUACGCAAGGUAGUGAUAGGAGGGGGACUCCUUGGUGCUGGAGCACUGUUUGCAGGAUACGUCGUGAAUAAGAACUCCUCUAAGCAAAUAUCAAAGAAUCGUCAGGCACAUGUGGUUGCUGCUGAACUUCGUAAUGCUCACCUUAGCAUUCCACUCCCUACUCGUGAGCAACAGAUACAGACUCUUCAGAGUACUCACGAGUAUGACGUACUCGUAAUAGGGGGUGGAGCGACGGGCAGUGGGGUUGCUCUUGAUGCAGUCAGUCGAGGGCUGAAGACAGCGAUGGUGGAGAAAUAUGAUUUCUCUGCUGGUACGAGCAGUCGAAGCACAAAGCUAAUCCAUGGUGGAGUCCGAUACUUAGAGAAAGCCAUUAAGGGUCUGGACUUGGAGCAAUACCGUCUUGUCAAAGAAGCCUUACAUGAGCGAGCAAAUCUACUUGAGAUUGCGCCUCAUCUGUCUUCUCCUCUACCCAUCAUGCUGCCGGUUUAUAAAUGGUGGCAGUUGCCAUACUUCUGGGCGGGCAUCAAGAUGUAUGACCUCGUUGCUGGGCGACAAUGUCUGAGGUCAAGCUACGUCCUCUCUAAAACCAGAGCACUAGAACUCUUCCCGAUGCUCAAGAAGGAAAAGCUGGUCGGGGGAAUUGUUUAUUAUGAUGGUCAACACAACGAUGCCAGAAUGAACAUAGCUAUAGCACUAACGGCUGCAAGGAUGGGUGCCACCAUUGCCAACCACACUGAGGUGCUCAGCCUGAUCAAGGGGAAUGAUGAGAAUGGGAAUGAGGUUGUCAAAGGUGCUCGCAUGAGAGAUUGUAUAACAGGGAAAAAUUUCAGCGUCUUGGCAAAGUCUGUCAUCAAUGCCACUGGGCCGUUCACAGACUCGAUAAGAAAAAUGGCAGAACCGAAUGUCACUCCGAUCUGUGCUCCGAGUUCUGGAAUUCACAUUGUACUUCCAGGCUACUACAGUCCUGAAGCCAUGGGUUUGCUAGACCCUGCAACCAGUGAUGGUAGAGUGAUCUUCUUCCUCCCAUGGCAGAACUCGACAGUAGCUGGAACGACAGACAACCAGUGUGAGAUCACCCAUAAUCCCGGUCCCACUGAGGAUGAGAUUCAGUUCAUCCUGAAUGAGAUCAAGGGAUACCUCAGCCCGGAGGUUGCAGUAAGACGUGGUGAUGUACUAGCAGCAUGGAGUGGCAUCCGACCAUUAGUCAGAGACCCCAAGGCUAAGAAUACAGAGUCUAUAGCCAGGAACCAUGUCAUUGACAUCAGCAGUAAUAAGAUGGUUACUAUUGCAGGUGGUAAAUGGACAACCUAUCGAAGUAUGGCUAAAGAUGCAGUGGAUGCAGCCAUUCAGACUUGUAAACUUCAACCCAAAAAUGAUUCCCUCACUGAUGGUCUUCUCUUGGAAGGCUCCCACGGCUGGACACCCAACAUGUUCAUUCGUCUCGUUCAAGACUUCGGAUUGGAAGACGAGGUUGCGAAGCAUCUAUCGGAGACCUACGGUGACAAAGCAGUGGAGGUUGCAAGGAUGGCAAAUCUGACCGGGAAAAGGUGGCCAGUUGUCGGCAAGAAGCUAGCUGAACAUUUUCCCUAUCUGGAAGCGGAGGUGUCAUAUGCAGUGAAGGAGUAUGCAUGCACAUCAGUGGAUGUCAUUGGUAGGAGAACAAGAUUGGCGUUCUUGAAUGUGAUGGCUGCUGAGGAAGCCUUGCCCCGUAUUGUUGAAAUCAUGGCCAAGGAGCUCGGAUGGAGUAAGGCCAAACAACAGGAAGAGCUAGCGAAGGGAAUGAAGUUCCUGAGUGUUGAGAUGGGUUUGAACUGCCACUCCUCCUUAUUAAAAGUACCAAUCAAGUUCAGCAGAGAAGAAGUAGAUAAAUACACCAAACGGUUCCAUCUGCUGGAUAAAGAUAAUAAGGGGUACAUCACACCCGUUGACAUGAGAUUCUUCUUAACGAGUGUUGGUGAGACGAUAACUGAAGACCAGCUGAGAGAUAUGCUGAAUGAGGUCGACUGUAAUAAGAACGGACGUGUGGAACUGGAUGAAUUCCUUCAGUUGAUGAGUGCAAUUAAGACUGGUGCCAUGGCGAAUGUUCGUCUAGAGAUAGCCUUGAGUAUGGGAGAAAAGCGUAAAGUCAUCACUACCGAUCGCAGCGGAGGGGGUCUGUAAAAGUUUCUCAUUUUUGUUUGCGUUUGGUUGUUGGUUCUUUAUAACCUUUUCUGAGGUAGCACAGUCUCUCUUCUUUUGCGUGCACCUCGGUAUUUGGAAUUAUAAUAACAUUAAAGGCACUGGACACGUUUGGUAAUUGUCAAAGAUCAGUAUUCUCACUUGUUGUAUCUCAACAUAUGCAU
Molecule: messenger RNA, 2532 nt
Organism: Asterias rubens (European starfish)
Lineage: Eukaryota; Metazoa; Echinodermata; Asteroidea; Forcipulatida; Asteriidae
Product: glycerol-3-phosphate dehydrogenase, mitochondrial-like
Exons: 15
Coding region: 173-2350 (725 amino acids)
Biological process (GO): glycerol-3-phosphate metabolic process
Cellular component (GO): glycerol-3-phosphate dehydrogenase (FAD) complex; mitochondrion
Molecular function (GO): glycerol-3-phosphate dehydrogenase (quinone) activity; calcium ion binding
Source: RefSeq, a predicted model, not a curated record